Messenger RNA from Nerophis lumbriciformis (worm pipefish), 7172 nucleotides. The record is from RefSeq and is a predicted model, not a curated record. Lineage: Eukaryota; Metazoa; Chordata; Actinopteri; Syngnathiformes; Syngnathidae.
CAAACAUACACAAACAUGGCGUUGCCACAAGCAGGCAGGAUGAUGUAUCCUCCGCAGUGUUCGCUGUACCUCAUGUUAUUCUGGCUUGGAGGAAUACAUUCGUCGACGCUUCACCUUCACCAUGGGGAGCGCGACGUACCGCCGCAACAAAAAGGAUAUUUUACCAUAGACGCAAAUAUGGAUUUAGCAGACGCGGAUCGAGCGGGCAACGCGGCUCCUGCGCUCCGACUGGCCGCUAUUGGUGCUGCUGAAGGCGGGUCGGACUACGGCGCCCCUCCGCCACAUCGAAGCCGCCGGAGCAGCAGUAAAUCCACCAUGCCGAAGGUGUACGGACAGGCCAGCCUGAAUGACUCUCAUAACCAGAUGGUUGUCCACUGGGCUGGAGAAAAGAGCAAUGUCAUUGUGGCAUUGGCCCGAGACAGCGCAGGAGCCCCAGGACCCAGAACCAGCUCGGUUUACGUGUCCUACGACUAUGGGUUCACCUUCACACUUGUCUCAGGGAAAUUCCAGCUGUCUGAGGCCAAGGCAAAGGAUAGUAGCGCUCAGAGCAUCUCUCAAUUUUACCACAGCCCCGCAGACAACAAGAGGUACCUCUUCACAGACUCCAUCAAUAAUUACCUGUGGAGCACCUUUGAUUUCUGCAAAAGUGUGCAAGGGUUCUCCCUCCCAUUCAAACCAACAGACAUGUUGCUUCACAGCACAAUACCCAACCUGGUCCUUGGCUAUGACAGUUCUCACCCAAAUAAACAGCUGUGGAAGUCGGACGACUUUGGUGAGACAUGGGUGCUGAUCCAGGAGCAUGUGAAGACUUACUUUUGGGGUGUGGAGCCUUACGACACCCCCACUACUGUGCUGGUGCAGAGGCAUGAGCCCCAGGAUGUCUUCACUAUACUCAGCAGUACUGACUUCUUCCAGACUGAACAGAACCGGAAAGUGAUUCUGGAGCAGGUUGACAGCUUCCAGCUCAGGGACAAAUACAUUUUUGCCACCAUCACAAAGAAACUGCUUGGUAGCCGUGAACCUUUAUCUGUUCAGCUCUGGGUCUCUUACGACCGCCAACCAAUGAAAGCUGCCCAAUUUAUGACCCGCCAUCCAAUCACGGAGUACUACAUUGCUGAUGCUUCUGAGGAUCAAGUGUUUGUGUGUGUGAACCAUUCCAACAAUGUCACACACCUGUAUAUCUCAGACACACAGGGUCUCUCCUUUUCACUGUCAUUGGAGAACGUUCUGUAUUACAGUCCUGAAGGCUCUGGAAGUAACACACUCAUCAGAUACUUUGCUAAUGAGCCCUUUGCUGACCUGCAUCGCGUGGAGGGACUCAGAGGAGUCUUCAUUGCCACACUUAUUAACGGGUCCGUCAGUGAAAACAACAUGCGGUCGGUCAUCACUUUCGACAAAGGAGGGACGUGGGAAUUGCUUCAACCCCCCACCGCUGACAGCCUGGGAGGAACUGUAGACUGCCAGCUCAGCAAAGGUUGCUCUCUCCAUCUGGCCCAGCGCUGGAGCCAACUAUUAAACAUACAGCUGAGAAGGAUACCCAUUCUAUCUAAAGAGUCUUCACCCGGGCUCAUCAUGGCCACAGGUUCGAUUGGCAGGAACCUGGCCAACAAACCCAAUGUGUAUGUGUCGAGUAGCGCUGGAGCCCGAUGGAGAGAGACCCUGGCAGGCCCUCAUUUCUACACAUGGGGAGACCAUGGAGGUAUCCUUGUGGCUAUCGCUCAAGGUGGAGCCACAACACACCUCAAGUUUAGCACCAACGAGGGCGAGACCUGGACCGACUUUCAGUUUUCAGACAAAGAAGUGUACAUUUACCAGUUGCUGACUGAGCCUGGUGAGAAAAGCACCAUCUUCACCAUCUUUGGGUCCUACGCCCACCAAAAGCACAGCUGGCUCAUUCUGCAAGUCAACACCUCCGACGUUCUUGGUGUUCCUUGUUCUGAGGCUGACUACAAGCACUGGUCGCCAUCAGAUGAACAUGGUAAUGAGUGUCUCUUGGGAAGAGAGAUAACGUUUAAAAGACGAACACCUCACGCCACAUGUUUCAAUGGCGAGGAUUUUGAUCGGCCUGUCACCAUGUACAACUGCUCCUGCUCCCGCCAGGACUUUGAAUGUGACUACGGCUUUAAGCUGAGUGAAGACUUCUCUCUGCAAGUGUGUGUGCCUGAUCCCGAGUUCUCAGGUGACCUUUAUGCUUCUCCUGUACCGUGUCCUGUUGGAACCACAUACCGCCGCAGCAAAGGAUACAGAAAGGUACCAGGUGACAGUUGCAGUGGAGGAGAUGUGGAAGCCAGACUGGAGGGAGAGAUGCUACCGUGUCCAGUUGGAGAGAGUAAUGAGUUCAUACUGUAUGCUCUGAGGAACUCAAUCCAUCGCUAUGAGCUGGCCACUGGCAAUGACCAGGUCCUCCCACUGCUUGGUCUAAAGGAGGCUGUAGCUCUGGACUUCGACUAUGACAGGAACUGCAUCUACUGGGCUGACAUCUUGCUAAAUACCAUACAGCGUCUCUGUAUGAAUGGCAGUACCGGUCAAGAGAUUAUAGUUAAGGAAGACCUGAUGGAUGUAGAGGCCUUGGUGUUUGACCCCAUCAGCAGAUUGCUUUACUGGGUUGAUGCUGGGGAAAAGAAAAUUGAGGUUUCCAAUCCUGACGGGGACUGGCGCCACACCCUUCUUAAUGACUCCAUUCUGGAACAUCCACGAGCUCUUGUUUUACUGCCUGAAGAAGGUCUGAUGUUUUGGACCGACUGGGGAGACACAGCAGCAGGUAUUUACCGGAGCCACAUGGACGGAACCAAUGUUUCCUCCAUCGUGUCAGAAGGGGUCCGCUGGCCCAAUGGGAUCACAGCUGAUGAUCACUGGCUGUACUGGACUGAAGCCUUCAGUGACCGCAUCGAAAGGGCUGACUUCAAUGGGGGCCAGCGGACAAUUCAAAUUGAAGGCUUGCCACACCCUUAUGCCAUUGCCGUCUUCAAGAAUGACUUGUAUUGGGAUGACUGGUCCAGAAUGGGAAUUUUCAAAGCUCCUAAAACUGGUUCUACGAGUAAUGAGCUAAUUAUUGGCAGACUGACCGGUGUUAUGGACCUUAAGAUUUUUUAUAAUGGCAAGAACAAAGGUCAUAAUGCCUGUGCUGACCAGCCAUGCAGCCUGCUGUGCCUGCCUCAGCCUGGCCAUAGGCACACCUGCAUUUGCCCAGAAGGUUCCCCAACUACAACCACAUCCGACGGACAGCUGCAAUGCCAAUGUCCCACUCGAUACCAGCUCCAAAACACCACAUGUGUAAAGACUGAACUCAGCUGUUCUGCAAACCAGUACCGCUGUACAAAUGGCCGUUGCAUCAGCAAUAUCUGGAAAUGUGACAGCGACAACGAUUGCGGAGACAUGAGUGAUGAACAGGAGUGUCCGACAACAACUUGUGACCCGUCCAACCAGUUUCGCUGCAUAUCGUCCGGUUCCUGCAUUCCCUUGGCCUUCUACUGUGACCACGAAGACGACUGUGGAGACAACAGUGAUGAAGAACACUGUGAGUCUCACAAGUGCGGUGAUGGGGAGUUUACAUGUGCACGAGGUGUUUGCAUCCGUGAGGCCUGGCGCUGUGAUGGAGACAAUGACUGUAGAGACUGGUCAGACGAGACUAACUGCACAGUCGGCCACCAUACAUGUGAAUCCAGUAGUUUCCAGUGCCACACAGGGCAUUGCAUACCACAGCGCUGGACGUGUGACGGUGACAAUGACUGCCAGGACAACUCAGAUGAAGACCCUCAUUACUGUGAAGGAACUCGAUGCAAAGGCUUCCUCUGCUCCAAUGACACAUGUCUGCCUGUCACUGCACACUGUAACGGCAUUCGGGACUGUUCAGACGGCGCUGACGAGGACAAUUGUGACCCCUUAUGUACUCGCUACAUGGAGUUUGUAUGCAAGAACCGAGCCCAGUGUCUGUUUCCGUCCCUGGUAUGUGACGGUGUCAAACACUGUGAAGACGGGUCUGAUGAGGAUGCGGAAUAUGCCAGAUGUGCCACUCCAACAGAGUUUGGCAAUGUGUGUGACACAUACACCUUCCAGUGUGCCAACGGAGUUUGUGUGAGCCUGGAGUGGAAAUGUGAUGGAAUGGACGACUGUGGUGACUACUCUGAUGAAGCCAACUGCGCUGCCUCUACUGAGGUCCCUGGCUGUUCCAGGUAUUUCCAGUUUGAGUGUAAAAAUGAACGCUGCAUCCCAACGUGGUGGAAGUGUGAUGGAGAGAACGACUGUGGAGAUUGGUCUGACGAGUCCGAGUGUACAGGUGGAGAAAGUCCUCACACAGUGGCCCCUGCUCCUUCAAGCUGCGCCCCCAACCGCUUCCACUGUGGCACUGGAGCUUGUAUCAUCAACACAUGGGUGUGUGACGGUUAUGCGGACUGUCCCGAUGGCAGUGAUGAGCUGGGAUGUCCGACAGUUAAUGGCUCUGUGACACAGACUCCAGUUUUCACCAAGGCCCCCUCCUCUUCUGGUCGUUGCACUUUGGGUCAGUUUCUGUGUCGCCGUCCGCCUCGCUGUAUCCCUUCUUGGCAGCGCUGUGAUGGUCAGGUCCACUGUCAGGAUGGCUCUGAUGAAUACCAGUGCCCUACUCACAAGCCGCUGUUUUGCGAAAAUGGAACCCUCUGUGUUGAUGGGGAAGCCUGCCUGAUGGUCCAAGAUCGAUGUGACGGAUUUCUGGACUGUUCGGACCACAGCGAUGAGGACAACUGUACCCAGGAUACCUUGGCUUAUAAAGUGCAAAACCUUCGAUGGACUCCAGACUUCAUGGGUGCCAUUACUCUAACAUGGUCUCAUGCGAAAAAUGUUCCCCUGAACUCCUUCUAUUACAUGAUCAACUACAGGCUUGUAGGCACCCAGCAGUGGACCGUCUUGGACACUCACAGCAACAAGACCAGCUACAAACUAACUGCCCUGAGACCAGACACCACCUACCAAAUAAAGGUGCUCACAUUGUGCCUCAGCAAGCUGCACAAUACAAACGAAAUCAUCACAGUCAGGACGCCAGAGGGAUUGCCUGGACCUCCCAGGAACCUGCAGCUGUCUUGUGAUAACAGUAAGGACGGGACAGUGGAUCUUUCCUGGAGUCCUCCUGACAAAGGAAACGGCCUUGUUAGAGAGUAUAUUACUGAAUACGGCGAACAAACGGCGGUUGAGUGGACGUCACAGAGUAGUACCACCACCAACACGGAGGUGAAGGAGCUGCAGCCAGACACUCAGUACAAGUUCCGGGUGGCAGCUGUGACCAGUCGAGGUAUGGGGAUCUGGAGUGAGGUUAAAUCCAUUACUCCUUUGAAAGCUUUGCCGCCUCCGUCUGUAAUUACUGACAGCAUCACCGUAGCAUCCAUGAGCCUUUCAUUCAGCCUCAAUUCCCAGUAUGAAGUGAAACAGUACAUCGUAAUCUUGUCCUGGCAGUUUGACACUCACUUGAGGGAGAGCAAGAACUACACAGUCAAGGAGAAGAUCCUCAGAGUUGCGAACCUGACUGCAGGGACAAUGUAUGAGGUGGCUGUGUGGGCUCACACCAAUGUCGGUGACAGCCCCACCGCCUUGUCUCAUCACCAGACUGCUGGUGUCCAGCCAGAUAAGCCUCUUCUCAAAGUGUGGGCUCUUAACCACAUUUCUGUUGGCUGCAGCUGGACCCUCACCAGUGGGUCAUCCUCACAGGUGUUUGGUGUGUUUUAUGCUACGUCCUUCCUCGAUUUAUACCACAGUCCUAGUCUGGUCCACACCGCUUCCACUAACCUGACAAUCACUGUGGACAGUGAUGAGCAGUAUUUAUUUUUGGUGCGGACUGUCUCUCCCUUCUUGGGUCCGCCAUCAGAGCACGUUGUGGUCAAAAUGAUUCCCAGUGAAAGGUUGCCACCACGGAACCUCCACCGUGUGCAAGUAGACAAGACCGUGGCCACACUGAAGUGGCAACCACCUUAUGAUACACCAAAAGUGCCACUGACGUAUGCGAUUCAUGUGCAGGAUAUGGUCCGCAAGGUGGAGAGGGACUACAAGGUAACCACGCAGAACAACACAGUGGAGUACCAGCUGAAAGGCCUGGAGCCCGGAGGACACUACAGCAUCUCCGUCCGCCUGCGUAACAUGAGCAAGGAAGUCAGCUUCACUCUGAGCACAGUUCCUCUUCCAGCUCCUGAAGCCUUGAAGAUAUUGAAUGAGAAAGAUCACAUAUACCUGUUCUGGAAGAGUCUGGCUGUCCAAGAGAAGUAUUUUAAUGAAAGCAGGGGGUAUGAGGUGCAUGUGUACGACGGUGUGACCAACAAGACCACCUUCCUUGGAAACACAACAGAGACCUACUUCCGCAUCAGUAGCCUUCAGAAAGGACACAACUAUACGUUCUCAGUUCAGGCCUGCUGCUUGCUCAACGAUCAAUUAUGUGGCGAGCCUGCACUGCUGCUGUAUAACCAGUUUAGAGCAGGAGCGAGUGAGGCCUCCCAGAGUGAAAGCCAUUCGGAGGAUAUGGCGGCAGUCGUAGUCCCAGUCCUUUUCCUGCUGCUGCUGGGAGUUUGUGGCGGCUUGGUGGCGCUCUACUUUAGACACCGCCGACUUCAGAACAAUUUUACAGCCUUUGCAAACUCGCACUACAACUCGCGCCUGGGCUCUGCCAUUUUCUCCUCUGGGGACGAACUAGUGGAUGAUGAUGAUGAAGAUGCUCCCAUGAUCAGCGGCUUCUCAGAUGAUGUUCCAAUGGUGGUGGCGUAGCGAGACGUCACCCCUGCGCCCUGUUGACAGGAAGCCAGUUAGCAAGAAAUAUGAAGAAACGUGUAAAGAGAGAUAGAUAUUUUUCAAAUAUACAAUGCACUUUUUUGGAUGCGCAAUAACUUAUUUUUUAUAUGGAAAUAAAAGAAUAUAUGUAUAGGGAGUAGAAAAAGAUGGGGUAGAUAUUGAGGCGUACUGUGAAGAAUUGAGUGUUGUUGAGCAUGUUGCAGAACGCCACACUCCAUUUUGCUUCAAACCAAAAUAAGCAUCCAGACACAAAAAGUACACAAAUUCAAAAGUUUGGCAUCAAGAAAAAAAAAAACGCAUUUUCUUACAAGUCACAUCUAAUUUUAUCCGGCUUAUAAUCAGCUUCAGUCUUCUGCCUUCGUCUCCUGGUACGGCUGCUAAUCCAUUUUAUAAGGUCCAUUGUUUACUACAAUACAUUUUUGCAAUUU